AGCUCAGUCGCCCUCUACAUAAUGCCAGUUCUCGCCACAUCAUUGAACUCCUCGCUUGGUCCUGCCGUCUGUCGUGUAUGCUUAUGUGGAGAAACAUCAAUUCCUUAUCUCGGGAAAUCUCCUGGAGAGCCUUUGAUCUCUCCAUGCCACUGCAAGGGAACAAUGGGAUUGUAUCACCGCAGCUGUUUGGAACACUGGUUAUCCAUAUCGCGAACUUAUUGGUGUGAAAUCUGCAAAUUUCGAUACGAAGUUGGAAGGCGCAAGCAAGGUUUCCUAUCAUAUAUUCGUAAUAACUGGCAUUGCUAUGGUGCAAGUAGUGAAGGUCAUAGUAUAGCGGGAGACUGUGCUUGUCUCUUGAUUCUGUUGCCGCUCACAAUUGGAGGAUCCAUUCUCUGCCUACAGAGUGCUGCUGAGAAACUUCAAUAUGUGAAUGAAAAGGGCGAUUUUGAACGAGUACACGAAAUAGUUGCGCUGGGGUUAAUGGCUUUGUUUCUCAUAGUCAUUUUCGGCUUUUGGGUGGUGUUUAUGGUGAUGUUCUACUCGAAGGAUUUCUAUAUGUGGCAGAAGAAAAAUAUGAUACUAUAUGUGAUUGAUCAGUUGGACAGAGAGGAAGAGACGAGUAGUCGACUACACAACCGCUUAAGCGAGUCACUUCGUCCUUUGCUAAUCAAGAAAAAGCUGAAAAAGUUUUUUUGCUGUGGUUGGAGUGUUCCAAUCAAGGAAGACACUGUGAUUCCGCUCCGAGAUGCUAUACUUGAUUUGAAUCCGCAACUGGUGGAGGCAACCGGAGUUUCAUUCCGUUCACCUCGACUACCAAUUGUAACUCCUGCUGCGGGCCCUAUACUCGUUUCUCCGAUCUCAUGCGCUUCUAAUGUUACAUCACUAGCUGCUGGACCCAAUCUGUCUACAGCGAUAUUAGUCAGUACACCAACAGCUUCAUUUAAUAUAGGUGAAGACACUUUCGAAGUGCCAACAAUGUCCACAUUUCGGCCACAUUACACUAGUGCUAGCGCCCAAAUGCUUGUGUCUACUCCUCUUAGGACUUCACCACUAUCAGUGUUCGAUGCAGUGGAGGAAAAGCGAUUAGAUAUCGCGACUCCUUGCGACACUUCAACAGAGUCAGAUACAGCAACUGACUCUGGGACUGAUGUCCCAGAGUCCCCGAUUGCUACUCCAAAUGAACAGGAACCUUGCAUACCGGAGGCGUCUACACUCGUCAAGUCAGCUUCCACUCUAACAGCACAGUCUAUUUCACAAGGUGACGAUCCGCGACUGCAAGAGCGACGAUGUCCUCUUUGUGGAGAUAUAAUACUUAUUACAAAAGAUCGUUUCAAACCAUGUGAUUGCGAAACUGUCGUCGUUUGUCAUCACGGAUGCAUGGUGGAGCGUUUACAGACAACCAAAGUGUGCGAAGUAUGUGGUGCUUCUUACCAGUACGUUGAGAUUCGUGCUAAUUUUCCUCAAGAAAUGCAGCGCAUGGUUUUCGGACCUGAUGGAUAUACUUCAGCUGAUCAGGCUCUUCUUAGAGUUGACUCUUCUGCUUUCAAGCAUAUGUCAAGUACACCUAUAGGAAGCUCACACGUCUUACCUAUGUUUGAUCUAGAAAGAGCGCUAUUCCCAGCUAUCAUCAAAACGCAGGUCUAUCUUAGGCAGCUGAAAGAUGGAGAGUACCCCAAAGCCACGUACUAUUGGUCAAACCUGCCAGCCACGCAGUACUACAACUUCUUUUACUUCAAUAUAACAAAUCCUGACGAAGUGCUUUACUAUGGAGAAAAGGCACGGUUGGUCGAAUUAGGACCAUAUUCGUGGGCCGAAACCGAAUUCAAACAAGAAGUGGAAUUUCGCGAUGACGGUAACACGAUUUUCUACAAAAACAACAAAACGUGGUCCGUGUUGUAUAUGAAACAACAGCAAAAAUUCGGAAAACUGAUAACAAAAGUGAUGAACCUUUUACUCCUACUUUUAGGAGAGUCUCCUUUGAGGGUGGUAACUCAAGGUGGCGUGUCAUUCGAAUCCUAUCCUGAUCCAUUGAUAACUCUGAUCAACAGCAAUCUCACAAAGACGCUUAUGAAUUUUUUGGGAAAUCCCAUACCUCUCCCCAACGUACCAGCUAUGGGCUACUUUCCAAAUUAUAACCACACCUGCGAUGAAAACUACAUCAUAAAGACAGGAAAAGACAACACUGACAAUUUGGCACUAAUCCAGAAAUGGGCGAAUAUGUCGAAUCUGCCAUGGUGGGGAGACGCCUACUCAAGUGACAUCACUGAAAGCGGAGAUGGAACCUUCCAAAAACCUGGAUUAAAGAAGACCGACAGGCUGAAACAGUUUCAAUCCUUCACAUGCAGGUAUAAUCAAGAAGAUACUUUGUUGCCCUUGUCACUUUUACGAGACUAA
Cylicocyclus nassatus is the source of this 2394-nucleotide messenger RNA. Lineage: Eukaryota; Metazoa; Nematoda; Chromadorea; Rhabditida; Strongylidae. The record is from the annotation of a GenBank genome assembly.